Lolium perenne is the source of this 2542-nucleotide messenger RNA. NCBI's taxonomy places the organism in Eukaryota, Viridiplantae, Streptophyta, Magnoliopsida, Poales, Poaceae. The record is from RefSeq and is a predicted model, not a curated record.
AUGUUUCCAUCAGUCAAUAAUUUGCUAUUGACACCAAAUCUACAGAAAUCUACUACUAGAAAGAAAAGAGAAAGGGAAAGAAAAAAAAGUAAAAGGUGACAGUACGACUUGAGCCCACGGCCCAUCUCAGAGCUACUUUCGGCCCAGUGUGCACAUGCCAACGUGCAGAGCACGAGCAGAGCAGCACAGGCCGCGACCAGGACUCGACGCAUCCACGGGGCCCACAUUUCAGAGACUAUAUCCCCAAGCCUUGCCACAUGCCACCACUUCUCCACUACCACUUCCGCUCUUCUGCCAGCCAAGCACAAGUAGCAUCUCUGCAGGAAGAUUGCUUGCAUUCCUGAUUAUUUUCUUCUCUUCUUCUCUGUUCUUCUUCCUCCCCUCCGGUGCCACCGUGUUCUUCUUCUUUCGAAGAUGGUGUAUAGCCCGACAAUUGUAGGCAAUGCACAUUGCUGACUUUUCAGUUUGAACUCCUGCAACUUUGAUCUUGUCCUGUUUGCAACAACAGCGAUGAUCAGCAGGGACCCACCCACACACAUUCAGGCGUGCGAACUGAUCAGGUCUUUUGUGCAUUGGAAGAGAAGGUGAAAGAGACAUCAGCUUUGGAGGAAGAGGGGAGAGGAGGGGCUGGCUAACCGGCAGCUGAAGAAGUGUGGCGGAAGAAAGGAGGAGGAUGCUGCAGCGGGCGGCGAGCAACGCCUACUCAUGGUGGUGGGCGAGCCACAUCCGCACCAGGCAGUCCAAAUGGCUCGACAGCAACCUCCAAGAUAUGGACGACAGGGUCAAGUGCAUUCUCCUACUCCUCGGAGAGGAAGCAGAUUCUUUUGCAAAGAGGGCAGAAAUGUAUUACCAGAGGCGGCCAGAGGUGAUCAGUUCCGUGGAAGAAGCUUACCGGGCAUACAGAGCUCUUGCCGAACGCUAUGACCACAUGUCAGGAGAGCUACACAAAGCAAACCACACAGUUGCAACUGCAUUCCCUGACCAGGUUCAGUACUCUAUGCUAGAAGAGGACGAUGACAGCCUCCCAAAGGCGUUCACGACGGUUGAUCCUCGUAAGAUCCGCAAGUCAACGGUCGAGGGGCUAAUGAAAAAGAAGAAAGGAGAUAAAUCAGGACCGAAGGGUGGAGGAGCCAACUCUGCAGGUCCAGUCAACAAGGAUAACGCGCAAUCGGAGAUCAGCAGGAAGCAGAAAGAGAUAUUGGUGCUGCAGACGGAGAAAGAGUUUAUCAAGAGCUCUUACGAGAGCGGAAUAGCGAAAUACUGGGAUCUCGAAAAGCAGAUCAAUGACAUGCAUGAAGAAGUCUGCUACUUCCAAGAGGAGUUCAGCGAAAGCGCCGUGAUUGAAGAUGAUGAGGCCAGAGCCCUGAUGACAGCAAGUGCACUUAAAUCUUGUGAAGACACCAUUUCCAAACUGCAGGAACAACAGAAGUUAUCGUUCAGCCAGGCAAUGGUUGAACUGGAAAGGGCCAACGUUUCAAGAGAUAAACUGAAGAAUAUCAUGAAAAAGCAUGGUAAAGUCCUGUCAGAUUCAGGAAAUUCUCUCUACGAGAAUGCGGCAAAUGAUGCCAGCGUUGAGAUGGAUGAUGUGUACUCUAUGAAGCAGCAGAAAAUCGAAAUGGAAGCAAUAGUAGACAAGAUCAAGGAGUAUUUUCAGAAAGACACUGAUAUUUCCGUGGCAGAGAUCGCAGAAAAAAUCGAUGAUAUAGUCAAUAAGGUUGUUGAUUUGGAACUUAUGGUUUCAUCACAGACUGCGAAGAUAGAUAGGCUGUGUCUGGAAAACACAGAUCUGGAGAAGUCCUUGCAUGAACUGGAGGAAGUGAAGGCAGUAGUAACAAGUGGCUCAGGUGAAUUGAACGAGAAGCUCGAGAAGGCAGAAGAUGAGCUGAUGAGAGUGCAGUAUCUUGAGAGCUCCUUCCAUGAAGAAGAAAGUAUAGUUUAUUCAAAUUUCGCUGAAACUGUAACUAGUUUCUGUGGUAUUACAGAUAUGUUGCAGUCACCUCUCAUUGAGCACCAAACUGACCCGGUGCUCACACAGGCUGAUGAAGCAACACCAUCCAACCACACCGAACCAUUUGGCGAGUGUGAGAAAAUAAAACCAGAAGAUGAAGAUAAUCAGGACAAAGCUACACAAAAGGCUGAGCUAGAUGGAUUUGCAGAUUGCUCUGGUCAGUCAGAUUUAGCGAUCAUCAAUGAUGAUUCAGAGGAUUUGUGUCCCUUUGAGACUGAAGGGAAAUCAAGAUUUGCCGCUCCAUCAUUAGAUAAGGGAACAGAAGAAAAUGCAGAUAAUGAUACAUUUGGUGAACAUGGCAAUGAAGAAGUGGAAUAUGCUCAUGGAGUCAUUGACACCAGCAUGCAACCACAUGUUACACAUUCCCAUGAGCAAGGGUCGCUGGAUCUGUUGGAUCAUAUUUCAUAUGAAGGCCCAGAAGAUCACAACCUAAAACAAGUAGAUGACAAGCAAGAUUCGUCAUCAGCUGACCAUAUCAUUUCUGAAGACCACUCAGAACAAAAGAUAAAGAAAGCAGAUGAUUGUUGGCUUUGA